Dentiscutata erythropus is the source of this 1213-nucleotide messenger RNA. The record is from the annotation of a GenBank genome assembly. Lineage: Eukaryota; Fungi; Glomeromycota; Glomeromycetes; Diversisporales; Gigasporaceae.
AUGUCUGAUUCCACUUCUAAAGAUGAAUUUGACUUUAAUGAUGACGAUUUCGUUUUUGAAAAGGAUGAAGUUGAUUCACCUAAUAAUGUAGAAAAUGAAGAAAGUAUAGUUACUGCCAUUGAGCAAAAAGAAAGUGAUAAAGUCAUUGCAAGAUUAUGUAGAAAAUGUAGACAAAAAUUUAGCCCAACAACAACCACCAGAAUUUUAAAUAACUAUCUCAGCAAAAAGCAUGGUAUAAAACUUACCUUGAAGAAAAAUAGUUUAAUCCAAAGACCCUAUAGUAGAGGAGAUACUCAAUGCAAAAAAGAGUGUUUUGAUACUAUUUUGAAUUUUGUAGUUUGCUGUCAGCUCCCAUUCACGAUCAUUAAGAAUCCUUGCUAUCAUCGUUGUUCAACACAUGUCCUUAAUCUAACUGUAAACUAUAGAAUGCAACUUAAAGUAUCAGUAAUUAGUAAGGUUCGGGAUUGUGUAAAUAAAAUUAAAUACUCAACUGUUUUAUGUAAUGCACUUCGUCAAUUUUGUGAGAUGAACCAAAAAAGUUAUACCAAACCGAUUGUUGAUGAGGUCAUAGAUAACAUGAUCGAAUUGUUAGAACCUAUACUUGUCACGACAGAAUUAUUAUCAUCCAGCGCAUAUCCAAUUAUCUCUGAUAUCUUUUUAACCUUUUUAGAACUUCUUCUUCACCUUAAUAAAUUUUUAGAUAAUGAAUUAUACUCAGAUCAGUAUAUGAUGGCAGAUUCUAUUAAAUCUAAGCUAAAUAAAUAUUGGUCUAUGCUUGAAGAAUCAACUACAAUUGCUACAAUUCUUGACUCCUCAUCUAAGCUUGUGACUUUUCCCACUAGUGAUAAAAAAGAUGCUGCCCUUACUAGCUUACAAAAUAUAAUGACUCAGUAUAAAUCACAAGUUUCAGUAACAACUACAUUUACAUCCAUCUCUGAAUUAGUAUCUAAAAAUAAAAGAAAAUUUUUUGAGUUGUUAUUGAUACAACAACAAACAAUUGAGCAACCUUUAAUAGAGAAACUAGAGCACUAUUUAUCCAUGCCAAUGACCAUUAAAAAUAAUUCUCUUCUAUGGUGGGAUACAAGAUCAAGUGUUUCUUGUAAAGAAGCUUUCUCUACUGCAGCAGAAACAAUCACAAAAGUUCAUAACCGCCUUGAUCCUCAGACUGCCUGCGUAUCACUUUUUCUAAAAAGUUGGAUAGAGCAAGGUGCUG